Messenger RNA from Balaenoptera acutorostrata (minke whale), 4277 nucleotides. RefSeq names its product serine/threonine-protein phosphatase 6 regulatory subunit 2-like. The record is from RefSeq and is a predicted model, not a curated record. Gene Ontology annotation, cellular component: cytosol; nucleus. Gene Ontology annotation, molecular function: protein phosphatase binding; protein phosphatase regulator activity. Lineage: Eukaryota; Metazoa; Chordata; Mammalia; Artiodactyla; Balaenopteridae.
GCCGCCGCCGCCAUUUUGGACCGACCGGAGCGCCGCCCACGGCCCAAGCCGAUCCCGAGCCGCAGGUCCCGACCCGCCGGCCCGCCGCGCUGAGUCUGCGGGCGCCGUGUCCGUGGGCGCAUCGCCCGGCCGGGCCCAUGUGCGCGCGUCCCGCCCCAGGCCGCCCGCGCCCUGGCCGUCACCCGGGCCUCCGAGGAGCCGCCGCGACGCCCGGCCCGCGGGGCGGGUGAAGAGAUUAUAAAUCUACUGAAUGAAAACAUUUUUCUUAAAGUUGCAUAUACUCCAAGAGAAAAUCCCAAAUGUUUUUAUAUUUUGCCUAAAUACAAAAUUUAAACAAGGAGUUUCACAGAAGUCAGGACCUCUGAGGAGAAAGUGUGCCAGCCCCUGUUCUGGGCUCCUCAUCGGGUAGCUCAGUUCAUCCUCACAGCAGCUCUAUGCGGAGGGUGCUCCUUGCCCCCAGUUUACAGGGCUCUGUGCAUGGAACUGCAUGAUCACACGGACAACAUUUCUCUUUGGAAGCUGCCUUCUGUCUGAUGGUUAUACUAACCAGAAAAAGUAAAUGAAGAGGCAGAACUUGAAGUUCCUCUCAUUUGGCUGUUGGAUAAGAGUCUAGAAGAUGCUGCUUCCUAGUAAUCUCGGCAGCUGCUUCCCCUGCCUGAACACCUCCUUCAUGACAUGCAGAUUGUUUCGUGGAAUCUCUCCAGUCUCAUAGAAGGACAGCCACUCCUCAACUUGUUCUCGAAGCUUCUCCCCAAAUACACUGCUCUGUGGCCAUCACCAUGUUCUGGAAGUUUGACUUGAACACCACGUCCCACGUCAACAAGCUGCUGGAUAAGGAGGACGUGACGCUGCGAGAGUUAAUGGACGAAGAUGACAUCUUGUAGGAGUGCAAGGCCCAGAACUGGAAGCUGCUGGACUUGUGCAGGCAGCGGAGCAUGGAGGAGCUGGUGAGCCUCGUCACACAGGACCCGGCCCUGGACAUGGAAGAGAAGGUCCACUUCAAGUACCCAAAUACAGCCUGUGAGCUGCUGCCGUGUGACGUGCCGCAGAUCAACGACCGGCUGGGAGGGGACGAGACUUUGCUCAACCUUCUUUACGACUUCUUGAACCGUGAGCCGCCCUUCAGUCCUCUCCUCGCCAGUUUUUUCAGCAAGACCAUUGGCAGUCUCAUUGAAAGAAGAACUGAACAGGUGAUUGUGUUCUUGAGGAAGAAGGACAAGUUCCUCAGCCUGGUAUUGAAGCACAUCGGCACCUCGGCCCUCAUGGACCUGCUGCUGCACCUGGUCAGCUGCGUAGAGCCCGCCGGGCUCCGGCAGGAGGUCCUGCACUGGCUUAAUAAAGAGAAGAUCAUCCAGAGACUCGAGGAACUGAUCCAUGCGAGUCAGGAUGAAGAUAGGCAGUCCAACGCUUCUCAGGCGCCCUGCGACAUCGUCAGGCUGGGCAGGGAGCAGGGCAGCCAGCUGCAGGAGGCUCCGGAGCCAGACCCCCUCCUCACGGUGCUGGAGUCGCAGGACUGCAUGCAGCAGCUGCUGAAGAACAUGUCUGACGGAGCCCAGACUGAGCUCUGCCUCGUCAGUGGGACCCAGGUGUUACUGACCUUGCUUGAGCCCAGGAGGGCGGGGAUGGAGGGCUUGCUGGACUCCUGCUCCCUGGGACUGGACAGGCUGUGUGCCAUCGGCUCCAGCGUCCUGCGUGGCAUCGAGCCGUGGCUGAAGGACUUCCACCAGCUUCUGCUCAGCCCGCCAAAGAAAACAGCGAUCCUGACCACCAUCGGCGUGCUGGAGGAGCCCCUGGGUAAAGCCCGCCUGCACGGAGCCCGCCUCGUGGCCGCUCUGCUGCACACGGACAUGCCCAGCAUCAACCAGGAGCUCUGCUGGCUCAACGCCAUGAGCUUGCUGCUGGACCUGUUUGUUAAGUACUCCUGGAAUAACUUCCUGCACUUCCAAGUGGAGCUGUGCAUGGCCGCCAUCCUGUCCCACGCUGCCCGGGAGGACAGGGCCGUGGCCAGUGGACCUGAGGACGGGGUGGAGCCUCCACCCUCCAUCGGGGACCCAGAGACCCCCCAGCCUGCCGCCAGCCGCCCCGAGAGCACGAUGGUGACCCACCUGUUCCAGAAGUGUUGCCUGGUCCAGAGGAUCCUGGAGGCCUGGGAAGCCAGUGACCACACACAGACAGUGGAUGGCAUGAGGCGCGGGAACAUGGGCCACCUCACCCGGAUCGCCAACACGGUGGUGCAGAACCUGGAGGGGGGCCCCAUGCAGACCCAGGUCAGCGAGGUCAUCCGAGGGCUCCCCUGGGACUGCCGCGGGCACUGGGAGAGCUUUGUGGAGGAGACACUGACAGAGGCCAACCGCAGGAACGCGGUGGACCUGGUUAGCACCCACCAUUGUCACCCCUUAAGUGAGGAAGAGGACGUGGAGGGCGUUUUCCCUAGUGAGCUGUCCCUUCAGCAGGCUUUCUCCGAGUACCAGAUCCAGCAGAUGACGGCCGCCUUCGUGGACCCGUUUGGCUUCAGCAACGAGGAGUUUGCCGAGCAGGACAACAGCGUCAACGCCCCAUUUGACAGGAUCGUGGAGAUCAACUUCAGCGUCGACAGCCCCGGUGCCACUCUGUUUGAGGCCUGCUGCAGUGACCACAUCCAGCCCUUUGACAAGGACGACGACCUCUGGGAGGACGAGGAGGCACACCGUGUGGCUUAAGUGACCAGAGCCAGGUUCGGGGGCCCUCAUGCUUCAGAGAGCUGCCGGAAGGACGGCCCGGAGCGCCGAGGCCAGGGCGGGGAGGAGAGCUCGGGAGCAGACGGGGACACGGCUCGGGCGGGGGCCCCUCGGGCUGCCGCCCAGAAGGAAGGUCCUCGUGUUGAGGGUGGCUCAGAAGCAGGUGCCCCGUGGACGGUGUUUGAUGAGCCGGAGAGUUCCAUGGCCUCGGGCCCGGCCCUGGCACUGGCGAUGGGCGUGGGUUCCAGUGUGUGGGCGGCCAGCUCCCCCAGUGCCUUGGCUCCAGAGGAGAAAGGCUGGGCCGAGUUCGCUGACUUCUAGCCUUUCUGCUGCCCUGAGUCGGGGCCCAGGUGCAGCUCCUCGGUGGACAGAGGUCAUGGCGAUGCCCAGGGUGGCCUGAACCAGGGCCCAGAGAGAACCCUUGGCCCGGCCACUCCGGGUGCCUGGAACGCAUGUGUUACCAGGAAGGCGCCCCUGGUGGCCUCCAGGAGCCGUGAGGACAAGCAGAUGGUGGCUGUUGCCUCGGAGGCCGUUAGUGUGGGUCCCGGUCGGGAGGCCGCCCUCCGGAAGGGCCCUGGGCCCGUGUGGCCCACAGAGUGGGCUGAGUGCGCCACCAGCACGCCUCCAGACCUGGCCUCCCUUGCGCCUGUGGAAGUGACCUCUGCCCUGGUCGUGGCCGUCCUUCCCGAGGCUGCCAUGGCGGCCACCACGGUACCGAGCAACGCCGGCCCCUCCCUGGCCACCCUGGCAGUCUCUCCUGUGCUGGCCGUGGCCGUCACCACUACAGCCCCAGCUGGCCCAGCUGUCUCCACGGCGGCCGCCCUAGGGACGGUGACAAAGGACAGGCAGACUGACGGGCCGCCGCCUGCAGGAGCCGCCUUAAAUAGCCUCGUGUGAUGCUGCUGCCGCCACCCAGCUUUGGCGCCCCAGCCAAGAAAACUACCUGGUGACACAGUUCAUCUUUUUAAAUUAAAUUAAAUUUAAUUUAAAAAUAAAUGCUGCAUUGGUAAAGCUGACUGUUGGAACCAGUCGGGCAGCCCAGCCUGCAUUUCUCCUGCCUGACUCUGGGUGGGCCUCGAGGGUCCAGCCCCACGCACAGCAAUAAGGCCUCAGACGGGGUCUCUGCCUGCGGGGGCCGUGACUCCAGACGCCGUGAGGACCGAGGGCUGGGCUGGGAGCCACAGGCUCUGAGCCUGUUUUUAUCCAUUAUUUAACAAACGCAGAUAGAGCUACAUGUUUGCACUUUUUAUCCAGUGCAGGAGAGGGUCUCUGAGGCUCUGGGGACAAAUGUGGGUCUGGAGCUGGGCUGGCCAGACAGGGUUUUAGCUGCCUGGUGGCCCUGGGAGCUGGUCUUGAGCCAGGCUGCAAACCUGACUGACUUAAAAAUAAAACGAGCCCCCCGCAGCCUGGCAGGGUGUCCCAGGCUUCCCGCUGCAGUGGGCAGUGGGGGCGCCUGGCAGGAGCUGGCCACGGGCUGCAGGAUGGGAUGCGGAGGGCCCAGCAGUGCCUGGGGGUGGGGGCCUAACCCUGCACCUGCCGUGGAGGGCAGGGCCGAGCUGC